Messenger RNA from Setaria italica (foxtail millet), 2046 nucleotides. Its product is annotated as multiple inositol polyphosphate phosphatase 1. Gene Ontology annotation, molecular function: acid phosphatase activity; inositol phosphate phosphatase activity. Bases 106 to 1668 code for a protein of 520 amino acids. The record is from RefSeq and is a predicted model, not a curated record. The transcript is spliced from 11 exons. Lineage: Eukaryota; Viridiplantae; Streptophyta; Magnoliopsida; Poales; Poaceae.
CGAACCAUCGAACGACUCGACUCGAACCCACCAGGCGGCAAGCCCUCUUCCCCCACCUGGAAGGGAAAGAAAGCACCAAAUCGAGAAAGGCGAAUCGAAUUCGCCAUGGCCACUCCGCGCGCGCCGCUCUUCCCCCAGCUGCUGCUCCUCGUCGCCGCGGCGCUCCUCGCGGCCGCUUCCCUCCGGAGGGCGGCAGGGGCCGGCGAGUUCGACGUCCGCCGCCACCUCUCCACCGUCACCAGGUAUGAUGUGGCCAGAGGCUCCAAUAGUGUCAAUUCUAUGCCGACAAUCCCAGAUGGGUGCCGUGUGAUCCACCUCAAUCUAGUGGCAAGACAUGGGACUCGUGCUCCUACCAAGAAGCGAAUCAAGGAGCUUGAUAGAUUGUCAAUCAGGCUGGAAGCUCUUAUAAAUGAGGCAAAACAAGGUCUCAAGAGUGAUUCUCUCAAGAAAAUUCCAUCCUGGAUAAAGGGCUGGGAGUCGCGUUGGAAGGGUAGGACUAAAGGUGGUGAGCUGACUAGUGAAGGAGAAGAAGAGCUUUACAACUUAGCGACCAGAGUGAAGGAGAGGUUUCAAGACCUUUUUGAUGACGAAUAUCACCCAGAUGUAUAUUCAAUAAGAGCAACUCAGGUUUCUCGAGCAUCAGCUAGUGCGGUAGCAUUUGGUUUGGGACUGCUUUCUGGGAAAGGAAAGCUUGGACCAGGGAACAACCGUGCCUUUUCUGUUCUGAGCGAGAGUCGUGCAAGUGAUAUUUGUCUGAGAUUCUUUGACAGCUGUGAGACAUACAAGGCAUACAGGAAAAGGAAGGAGCCUGAUGUCAAGAAGCAAAAGGAGCCGGUUCUAGAGCAUGUCACAGCUGCACUUGUCAAUCGUUAUCACCUCAAUUUUACAACUCAGGAUGUCUCCUCUCUCUGGUUUCUUUGCAAGCAGGAAGCAUCUUUAUUGAAUAUAACCAAUCAAGCUUGUGGGCUUUUUAAUGAAGCUGAGGUUUAUUUUCUAGAGUGGACAGAUGAUUUGGAGGGUUUUGUUCUAAAAGGCUAUGGUGAGUCAAUUAACUACCGGAUGGGACUGCCAUUGCUCAAGGAUGUUGUCCAGUCAAUGGAAGAAGCAAUCAUAGCUAAAGAAGAACACCACCCUGAUGGUACGUAUGAAAAGGCAAGGCUCCGAUUUGCACACGCAGAAACUGUUGUUCCUUUCAGCUGCCUUCUUGGUCUUUUUCUUGAAGGCUCAGAUUUUGAGAAGAUACAGCGGGAGGAAGCAUUGGAUCUGCCACCUAUGCCACCACAGGGAAGAAACUGGAAGGGCAGUGUUGUAGCCCCCUUUGCUGGUAACAAUAUGCUGGUUUUGUACCAGUGCCCAGGCAAAACAUCGGAUGGCAGCACUUUUGGGAGUCAAAAUAACUCAUAUGUCAUUCAAGUUCUACACAACGAAAUCCCAGUUUUGAUGCCGGGUUGCGGUAACAAAGAUUUCUGCCCAUUUGAGGAGUUCAAGGAGAAGAUAGUGAAACCGCACCUGAAGCAUGACUAUGACAUGAUAUGCAAGAUCAAGCCGCCCGUGGCAGGAGAGGAGCCCGCCACGUUCAGCUCCAAGGUGUCCGGUUUCUUCACAGGAUUGCUCUCGCAGAAGGGAUACAGGGUCGCUAGCGCUGAGAGCGUCAAGACAGAGUUGUAGGCCAUACUAGCAGCCAGUGUCUGCUGCCUUUUCACCAUGUGCCGCAGGCCUUCGUCUGCGUGCGACCACGAGCAAGGAACCCUAUUGACCGAUGCACUAACCUGCGGUGUUUUUGUACGGGCGAGUCGAACGUGUACGAGGUCUCUGUUGUCCAAGUUCUUCAGGGAAAGAUGCAUGUCCUCUGAUAAUGUAAAAUUCUGUUUUCAAUUUGGACUAUUCUUCGUGGUGAAACGGCAUGCACGUCCUUGUUGAGGUCAAGCCACGAGUACGCUGUCGCAGUCAUGUAGCUUCCAUGUAAUGAAGACGUGGACUGUACCGUGCCAUUUACUCUGUUCUUAUCUGUACGGAAGGUCUGCAACAGGACAAGGCUUUACUACA